Zonotrichia leucophrys gambelii is the source of this 591-nucleotide messenger RNA. It is a transcript of the gene FAU, whose product is annotated as FAU ubiquitin like and ribosomal protein S30 fusion. The coding region runs from base 148 to 549 and encodes 133 amino acids. Gene Ontology annotation, cellular component: cytosolic small ribosomal subunit; ribosome. The record is from RefSeq and is a predicted model, not a curated record. Gene Ontology annotation, molecular function: structural constituent of ribosome; protein binding. Gene Ontology annotation, biological process: translation. The transcript is spliced from 5 exons. NCBI's taxonomy places the organism in Eukaryota, Metazoa, Chordata, Aves, Passeriformes, Passerellidae.
GCCCAGCGCCGCCAUCGCCGCCAUCUUGGCUCCUCCUCCUUCCCGCCCUCAAACGUCAUCACGCAGCGCGCACGUGCGCACGCGUGACGUCACCGCGCUCUCUCCGCGCCGCGCUCCGAGCCCUGAGGGAGCCGCUGAGCCCUCACCAUGCAGCUCUUCAUCCGCGGCCAGACCCUCCUCACCCUCGAGCUCUCCGGCUCCGAGACCCUCGCCCAGAUCAAGGAGAGGGUGGCCGAGCUGUCGGGGAUCCCCCCCGAGGACCAAGUGCUGCUCCACGCCGGGACCCCCCUGGACGAUGAGGCCGUGCUGGGGCAGAGCCCCCUCCCCGAAUUCACCACCCUGGACCUCUCCACGCGCCUGCUGGGCGGUAAGGUGCACGGCUCCCUCGCCCGCGCCGGCAAAGUGAGGGGCCAGACCCCCAAGGUGGCCAAGCAGGAGAAGAAGAAGAAGAAGACGGGGCGGGCCAAGCGGCGCAUGCAGUACAACCGGCGCUUCGUCAACGUCGUGCCCACCUUCGGCAAGAAGAAGGGGCCCAACGCCAACUCCUGAGCACAAUAAAGGAAUUUGGGCACAAUCCCUGCCAUUUUGGGA